CAAUGUGAUCAAGAACAAGAAAAAGAAGAAGUACAGUGCAGGUAGCUACCUGUUGAGCUCGCAAAUAUAAAGGACUCUAUUUGUUCCUUCUCAAUCUCAAACUACUCAGCAUUCUCCAAGCAACUCCUCCUGCAUUCAUUUUCAUUCCUACCAAAAAAACCUAAAAACCCCAAUUUCCCCAAACCCCGGCCAUGGAAAUUCCAGCUUCACAACUCAACAAACCAACCAAAAAUAUCUUCAUCUUAUCAGGGCAGAGCAACAUGUCAGGCCGUGGCGGCGUAUCCAAAGACAAACCAAGAACCUGGGACGGCGUCGUUCCACCGGAGUGUCAACCUAACCCUUCCAUACUCCGCCUGACCGCCAAUCUCCACUGGGAAACCGCCAACGAACCCAUCCAUUCCGACAUCGACAGCAAAAAGACCUGCGGUGUUGGCCCCGGCAUGUCUUUCGCCAACGCGGUGAGGGAGCGCGUGGGGCUGGUGGGUUUGGUGCCGUGCACGGUGGGUGGUACGGCGAUCAAAGAGUGGGCACGGGGUGAAGAACUGUACGAGAACAUGGUGAAGAGGGCGAAAGAGAGCGUGAAAGAUGGGGGAGAGAUCAAGGCCUUGCUUUGGUUCCAAGGAGAGAGCGACGCGUUGGCUAAGGAGGAUGCUGAGGCUUAUAAGGGCAACAUGGAGACGCUGAUUCGUAACGUGCGUGAGGAUCUUGGUCUGCCUUCCCUUCCUAUUAUCCAGGUUGCGAUUGCAUCAGUAGAUUUGAAGUAUAUGGCGAUAGUAAGGGAUGCGCAACUGAGUAUGCAAGUCCACAAUGUCGUGUGCGUGGAUGCCAUGGGGUUGCAACUGAAAGAAGAUAAUCUCCACUUAACCACAGAAUCCCAAGUUCAGUCGGGUCAUAAGCUGGCUCAUGUCUAUCUUUCAUAUUUUGAAACACCAAACCCUCCUUCGCUUUCUUGGGCUUGAAUAAAGUUCAUCCAGAUUGAUAGGAUUAUGGUAUGGUUCUUGUAAUGGGCUUGUUACUUGGUCUUUUAUCUCUUUAAAGCUUUGCUUGUCUUGUCUUUUUCUCUUUUUUUUGGGUGUGGUUAAAUAAGCUUUGGUUGUCUUGUAGUUUGAGCUUGGUAAGCCUUGAAUAAAUUACUGAAGUUUGAUAACAA
This is a messenger RNA of Ziziphus jujuba (common jujube), 1150 nucleotides long. RefSeq names its product probable carbohydrate esterase At4g34215. Lineage: Eukaryota; Viridiplantae; Streptophyta; Magnoliopsida; Rosales; Rhamnaceae. The transcript is spliced from 2 exons. Bases 192 to 959 code for a protein of 255 amino acids. The record is from RefSeq and is a predicted model, not a curated record.